Molecule: messenger RNA, 1919 nt
Organism: Raphanus sativus (radish)
Lineage: Eukaryota; Viridiplantae; Streptophyta; Magnoliopsida; Brassicales; Brassicaceae
Product: ultraviolet-B receptor UVR8
Exons: 4
Coding region: 494-1822 (442 amino acids)
Source: RefSeq, a predicted model, not a curated record
AAAAAAAAAGAUUGUCGAGUCACGAGUGCUGAUCGCUGGAGCUAGAGAGGAGAUUCGAGAAAUCAAAUUUGAGCACGAACCUUAUCCAUAUAUAGAAACACCUCCGAGCAGUGGGGCGAUGGAGGAGAAAACGACGCCGUUACAGAUCUCUGAAGAUCUUUCCCGGAAAAUAACAUCUCUCGCCGCCGGCGAAGCGCAUACCAUCGCUCUAACAGGCGAUGGAUGUGUUUACUCGUGGGGAAGAGGAAUGUUCGGCCGUAUCGGGACGGGGAGAGAGUCAGACGAGCUUGUUCCAGCUCGAGUCGAGUUCGAGUCCCCAGCAGCAGCUCGAAUCGUUGGUAUUGCUGCUGGUGCUUAUCACAGUCUCGCUCUCUCAGAAGAUGGCUCGGUUUGGUGUUGGGGUUAUAACAUUUGUAUCCUUUAUUUUGAUAACUAUUUUAUUUUCAUGCUCUCUCUUCUCUAUAUAAUAAUGCCUUGGAUCCUUGACUGGUGAAUGGAUGGCCAACUUGGUUUUGAUGGGGAGAACACCUCGGCUCCACGCUUGAUACAGAACUUCUUUGAUUCAGGUGGAGAAGCUAGAUCAGACUUAAAGGUUUGUGCUGUCAAGGCUGGAUCCAUGAUGUCGCUUGCCAUUGAUAAUGACGGAGGUCUUUGGAUGUGGGGCAAUGUUCCUCCUCCACAAGACACCGGACCUGAGCCUCGUUUGUCUUUCACAAGCGUCCCGAUUCCGUGUCCUGUACGGGAGUUCCAUGGCCGGACUGUUUUGAAGGUUGCGUGUGGGGAUGAGCACGUUGUUGCUCUUGUUGGUUCUAAGGAGAUCCCAGAAGAAUCUGCGUUGUAUUCUUGGGGUAAUAAUCAUCAUGGCCAGUUAGGGCUUGGGGAUGGAGAGAGCCGUGCAAGGCCUCAGAUUGUGGAGACGUUUAAUCAGGAAUCUGGUCUUACGGUCUACGACAUAGCUUGCGGUGCUCACCACACAGCUCUUCUCACCUACAGGAAGGAGACACCGAACGGACCGAGCGUUUGCUGGACAUUCGGGUUUGGGGAAAAUGGUCAGCUUGGGCGUGGAAGCACCAAGAGCUCAUCGGUUCCAGAGCCAGUUUCAGAGCUCCCGGAACAUGCUCACUUAGUUUCUGUGGACUGUGGGUUGUUCCACACAAGCGUGGUGUCAUCCGAGGGACACGUGUGGUCAUGGGGAAUGGAGAGGGGACUGGGGUUAUGCCCUGAUGUGAAUUUCUCAGAAGUGGAAGCAGGAGACGACAGUGUACCAAGAAAGAUCUCAGGUGGGUCAAGAUUCCGUGACCCGGUUCAGGUUUCUUGCGGGGCUGCACAUACGGUUCUUGUGGCAAACGGUGGUUACAAGCUGUGGUCUUGGGGAAGAGGGAGAAACGGAGUGCUUGGGACAGGGAACGUUAUGGACUGUUAUGUUCCUACCCCUGUCUUCUGGCCGACAAAUGAGCUGAAACAGGACAGUGAAGAAGCGCCUAAACCUGAUGAUGACAAAAGCUCAUCAACGGAGGAGAUUAGACAGCUACAGUCAAAGCUAAUGGUGAUGGAAAGAUAUGCAAGCAUACUCCAUGGAUCCAUAUUUGGAAAACCUUUCAAUGAAGAGGAAGACAUCCCGUAUUCGUUACGGGUUUCUGGGUACUUCGAUAUGGGAAAAGAGUGGGGAGAGAUGCUGGAGAGUGCAGAUAAGAGUCAGCUUAUGAGGCUUCAAGCUUUCUAUGAGGACAUGAUUAGUAGGGUUAAGGAUAAGGUGUUGCAGAGAAGGAUUCAGGAGAUUAUGAAAGAUUGUCUUCAAUCAUCAUCAGCCCCUAAACAGUAGUAAUAUCAGUUGUUGUAUUGAUAAUAUUGGUGUUCAAAAAGUAAAAAGUUGUACUGAUAAUAUUAGCGGGAGAAGAGAACAUUUUUUUUUUUUGUCA